UAAAAACUCUUUCCCAAAACCCUUGUCCUUGAAUAGUUGCAUUCAUAGGACCUUCGCUUUAUCCCACGCCAUGUCGAUUGGAAUCUCAGCACUCCGUUCUCCGAAUAUAUUUCACAAACAAACAGUGCAGCUCUCCUCACACUUCUCCCUUGUCAAUCGGAUACAUGUCAAUUCAAAAGCCUCGUUUGGCUUUUCAGAACCUGGAACUAGCACGUUGAGAUUAAGAGAAGGUAACAAAUUUCACGGCAUCCUCUUAAAGGAUCUUGUAUAUUCAGAGAAAAGGAAUAAUGGAUUUUGGACCAAAGCAGAAACUGGUGCUGGUGGGACGGAGAAAGAUGUGGAUGAAGGUGAAAUGGAGUCGCGGGGAGAGAGCUCUAUGCCAGAGAGGUUCAGGUACUUGAUGAAAGAAGCUCCCGAAAAGCCAUUGAGGUGGCCUUUGUUUAUAGUGCUGGCAUUCCUUCUCUAUGCCUGGAGGACCGUCUUGUGGGAGCUGUCUAAUUGGAUAAAGCCAGUAGCAUAUGUCUUGGAACCUGUGUUCAUCUCCAUCGGAUUCAUUUUGAGGAUUGCAUUCGCUAGCAUUCUCCACUUAUUGACGUAUCCAUUGGUUGCCUCCGUUAGUUUUGUCGAGACAACGCUGCACAACAUCCAAGCUCUCUACUCACUAGUAAUCAACCAAGCUCCUAUUCAAGAACUAACAAAAAUGAUCAUUUUGGCAUCUUUUGUAGUCUUCAUGGCCAAGUCUGUUGUUCCCUAUUCUGUAAACAGCCAACCCUAUCUUCUGACAGUCUCUGGC
Cuscuta europaea is the source of this 793-nucleotide messenger RNA. NCBI's taxonomy places the organism in Eukaryota, Viridiplantae, Streptophyta, Magnoliopsida, Solanales, Convolvulaceae. The record is from the annotation of a GenBank genome assembly.